AUGGAGGCCGCGCCCGGGACCCCCCCGCCGCCGCCAUCAGAGUCGCCGCCGCCGCCAUCGCCGCCGCCGCCAUCAACGCCUUCGCCUCCUCCGUGUUCCCCCGACGCCCGCCCGGCCACCCCGCACCUCCUCCACCACCGCCUCCCGCUCCCUGACGACAGGGAAGAUGGGGAGUUGGAAGAAGGUGAACUUGAAGAUGAUGGGGCCGAGGAGACCCAGGACGCCUCCGGGGGGCCGGAGAGGAGCCGGAAAGAAAAGGGCGAGAAGCGCCACAGUGACUCGGAGGAGGAGAAGGCCCACCGGCGGCUGAAGCGGAAGCGGAAGAAAGAGCGGGAGAAGGAGAAGAGGCGGUCCAAGAAGAGGAGGAAGUCCAAGCACAAACGCCAUGCCUCCUCCAGUGACGACUUCUCGGACUUUUCCGAUGACUCCGACUUCAGCCCCAGCGAGAAGGGGCACCGCAAGUUCAGGGAGUACAGCCCCCCGUACGUGCCGUCCCACCAGCAGUACCCCUCAUCGCACCCCACGUCCCUGCCCAAGAAGUCCUACUCCAAGAUGGACAGCAAGGGCUACGGCAUGUACGAGGACUACGAGAGCGAGCAGUAUGGGGAGUAUGAGGGGGACGAGGAGGAGGACCUGGGCAAGGAGGACUAUGACGACUUCACCAAAGAGCUGAACCAGUACCGGCGGGCCAAGGAGGGCAGUGGCCGCGGCCGAGGCAGCCGAGGCCGCGGUAGGGGCUACAGGGGCCGAGGCAGCCGAGGAGGGUCUCGCGGCCGAGGCAUGGGCCGGGGCGGCCGAGGCAGGGGCCGGGGCUCCGUGGGAGGAGACCACCUGGAGGAUGAGGAGGACUUCUAUGACGAGGAGAUGGAGGGAGACCACUGUAAUUUUAGCCACGACAUUGAACUACCAAAGAAGCGAGAACUGUGCAAGUUCUACAUCACCGGAUUCUGUGCCCGCGCCGAGAACUGCCCAUACAUGCAUGGUGAUUUCCCAUGUAAAUUGUACCACACGACAGGAAAUUGCAUCAACGGUGACGACUGCAUGUUCUCCCAUGACCCGCUGACCGAGGAGACCAGGGAGCUCUUGGAUAAGAUGCUGGCUGACGACGCAGAGGCAGGCGCGGAGGAUGAGAAGGAAGUUGAGGAGCUGAAGAAACAGGGCAUCAACCCCCUGCCCAAGCCACCACCUGGUGUGGGCCUCCUGCCCACCCCCCCUCGCCCGCCUGGCCCCCCAGGGCCCCCACAGAUGCCCGUGCACGAGCCGCUGUCCCCACAGCAGCUGCAGCAGCAGCAAACCAUGUACAAUAAGAAGAUCCCCUCCUUGUUCGAGAUCGAGGUCCGGCCCACGGGGCAGCUGGCCGAGAAGCUGGGCGUCAGGUUUCCUGGACCUGGUGGACCUCCAGGGCCCAUGGGCCCUGGACCCAACAUGGGACCCCCAGGGCCCAUGGGGGGACCGAUGCACCCCGAUAUGCAUCCGGACAUGCACCCGGACAUGCACCCUGACAUGCACCCGGACAUGCACCCUGACAUGUCGAUGGGCCCUGGCAUGAACCCCGGCCCCCCGAUGGGGCCUGGAGGCCCCCCCAUGAUGCCCUAUGGCCCUGGAGACUCCCCGCACUCUGGCAUGAUGCCCCCCAUCCCACCAGCCCAGAACUUCUAUGAGAACUUCUACCAGCAGCAGGAGGGCAUAGAGAUGGAGCCGGGGCUCAUCGGGGACCCAGAGGACUACGGGCACUGCGAAGAGCUGGCAGGGGGACCUGGGGAGCACCUUUUCCCCGAGCUCCCCCUGGAGCCCGACAGCUUCUCUGAGGGCGGGCCCCCAGGCCGGCCGAAGCCGGGCGCCGGUGUCCCUGACUUCCUGCCCUCGGCCCAGCGGGCCCUGUACCUGCGGAUCCAGCAGAAGCAGCAGGAGGAGGAGGAGAGAGCAAGGAGGCUGGCUGAGAGCAGCAAGCAGGACCGGGAGAAUGAGGAAGGUGACACUGGAAACUGGUACUCAAGCGAUGAGGAGGAGGGUGGGAGCAGCGUCUCUUCCAUCCUCAAGACCCUGCGUCAGCAGACGUCCAGCCGGCCCCAGGCCUCGGUUGGGGAGCUGAGUGGCAGUGGGCUCGGAGACCCUCGUCUCCAGAAGGGACACACCACAAGCAGCCGGCUGGCAGACCCCCGCCUCAGCCGGGACCCGAGACUUAGCCGCCACGCCGAGACCUCCAGCGGGUCAGGGGCCGGGGACACGGGGCCCUCUGACCCCCGGCUGGCCCGCUCUCUGCCUGCUGCCAAGCCUGACAUCAGCCUCCAUGCCAGCCCCGUGGGCCCCGGCAGCACCAAGGGGGCCGGGCCACCCCCUGCUGAGGAGGAAGAAGGGGAGCGGGUCCUGCGGGAGAAGGCCGUGAACAUCCCUCUGGAGCCCCUGCCCGGGCACCCGCUGCGGGACCCGCGGUCACAGCUGCAGCAGUUCAGCCACAUCAAGAAGGACGUGACCCUGAGCCGGCCGAGCUUCGCCCGCACGGUGCUCUGGAACCCCGAGGACCUGAUCCCCUUGCCCAUCCCCAAGCAGGACGUGGUACCACCCGUGCCCGCGGCCCUGCAGUCCAUGCCUGCCCUGGACCCCCGGCUGCACCGCCCCUCCACCACGGCACCCCCCAACCCGCGGCAGCGCCCGGGCGCCCCCGCGGAGCCCAGCCCGUCCGGCUCCAGCCUGCCUGACUUUGAGCUCCUCUCUCGCAUCCUCAAGACUGUCAAUGCCACCGGCCCCUCAGCGGCACCCAGCCCGAGUGACAAGCCCAGUGACCCCCGGGUGCGCAAGGUCCCCACUGACCCCCGGCUGCAGAAGCCGGCUGACCCUUCAGCUGCUUCCCGGGCAGCCAAGCCUGGUGCCACCGAAGUGCCCGUGCCGGCCGGCAGCCCCAGCAGAGAGCCCUCACCCCCAGCCAUUGCCCCCUACGACCCACGUGUGCUGGCGGCUGGCGGGUUGGGCCAGGGCGGUGGCAGCGGGCAGAGCAGCGUGCUGAGCGGCAUCAGCCUCUACGACCCGAGGACUCCGAACGCAGGGGGCAGGGCUGCCACGGAGCCAGCCGCGGACGGGGGCACCCAGCCCAAGGGCCCCGAAGGCAACGGCAAGGCCCCGUCCGCCGCCAAAACCAAGGAGCCCCCCUUCGUGCGCAAGUCCGCCCUGGAACAGCCUGAGGCGGCAAAGGCCGGUGCGGACGGGGCCCCGGCCACGGACAGGUACAACAGCUACAAUCGGCCCCGGCCCAAGGCCGCCGCGGCCCCUGCUGCCACCGCCGCACUCACCCCACCCCCCGAGGGCACCCCACCCCAACCCGGGGUGCACAACCUGCCUGUGCCCACCCUCUUUGGGACUGUGAAGCAGGCCCCCAAGACAGGUUCCGGCAGCCCCUUUGCUGGCAACAGCCCAGCCCGCGAGGGCGAACAGGACGCAGGUUCCCUCAAGGAUGUUUUCAAAGGCUUUGACCCCACUGCCUCCCCCUUCUGCCAGUAG
Messenger RNA from Orycteropus afer afer, 3495 nucleotides. Lineage: Eukaryota; Metazoa; Chordata; Mammalia; Tubulidentata; Orycteropodidae. The record is from RefSeq and is a predicted model, not a curated record.